Brenthis ino (lesser marbled fritillary) is the source of this 1668-nucleotide messenger RNA. The record is from the annotation of a GenBank genome assembly. NCBI's taxonomy places the organism in Eukaryota, Metazoa, Arthropoda, Insecta, Lepidoptera, Nymphalidae.
AUGUCCGAACCUUCAGUAUCAACUAUGUACAAAGAGUCCGGGAUAAAGGUUUUAAUAGUAAAGCGAAGUUCCAUAAAGGGACAAAUUACUAAAUUCAAAAAUUAUUUAGACAAGAUUACAAGGCAAUCUCAAUUGACGGGUAUCGAAGUGGCUGAGCUUUCACUGAAGGUCAGUCGCUUUGAGAGUCUGUCCGCUAAAUAUGAUGAGCUGCAAACUCAAAUUGAAUUAAUAAAUGCUGAUACUUUAGACGAAGAGCUCGAUGAACGUGAACGCAUUGAGCAAGAUAUCAUAUUAUGUACCGCGAUGGCAAAAAAUAUUAUUGAAGAACAAAAUGAAUUAAAGAAUUUAGAACAGGAUAAGAGACGCCCUGAUACACCAAAGGUCAACAAUGCCUCUGGUGAUGUCUCUGAGACUUCAGCAAAUUAUUCAAACAAAAAUUCAAAUCAAGUUAUUUUGUCUACUGCCCAAGUAUACAUUUUGAAUCCAACGACUAAUGAGCCUCUUAAAGUACGGGCCUUGUUGGACUCAGGCAGUCAGUCAUCUUUCAUUACAAAAUCUCUUCAACAAAAACUUGCAAUCAAUUCAAAUCCAAUUUCUGUUAACGUCAUUGGUAUCGGUCACUCAGACAACCAAAUCAAGGAAAGCUGUGUGAUCCAAUUAAAAUCCAUUUACAAUAAUUUUAAGACAAAGUUAAAUUGUCUUGUGCUUCAUAGGCUGACUGGGAAUCUGCCUAAGGCACCUAUAAAUAUACAACAAUUAAACAUACCAUCGCACUUGCAUUUAGCUGACCCCGAUUUCAAUCAGCCAGCUCCUAUUGAUAUACUAAUAGGAGCCGAUCUCUUCUGGCAACUCAUGAAAAACGACCGUAUUUCUUUAGGUGCAAACAAUCCUAUACUACAAUAUUCCAGUUUUGGUUGGUUAAUUGGUGGUCCUAUUUCUUAUCAAGCUAAACAAGUACUUUGCAAUAAUUCAGUCAUUAAUGACAACUUCCCAAACGAAAACAAAAUCGACAAUUUACUAGCAAAAUUUUGGGAGCUAGAAGAGCUUCCCCAGAAAACAAUUCUAAGCGAAACAGAAUUAACCUGUGAGAACCACUUCCGGUCUCACACUUUACGGCUUCCUUCCGGCAGCGAUGGUGUGACGCCCGUUAUCCGUUCAGUUGUGCGUGAUGUGGCCCUUGAGGGAACAAGUGGCAAUCGCGAGGCCUUACGUGAGCUGGCCAGACAAAGAGCAUCUCAAUUGCUGGAUCAAAACAGAAAACAGCAAGACACUCGAGUAAAUGAACGGCGCAAGCCCCCACAUGUUUUUCAUGAAAAUGACAUGGUCUUCGUACAUAAGAACAGUCAAUCUGUGGGCAAACUUGACUCUGGCAUGCGCGGUCCGUACAAAGUUGUGCGCGCAUUGCCUCAUGGUCGAUACGAGUUGAAGCUUAUUUCUGGCUCACUCGGGAAGACCACAGAAGCUGCUGCUGAGCAUAUAAGUGCUUGGCACGGAGAAUGGACACCAGAUGUGUGCGCCGUAUUCUUCGAGUGUGAUGAGAAUGAGAGCUGCUCUGACGAUAGCAUCAUCGCUGGCCCGUCGCACCUACGUGACGUCACCAUAGCUGAAAGAGCGGGCGAGGGCGCUCCGCCGUCAGGAGAGGCCGUGUUAGCGGAGAAUGCUCAAGAA